Oncorhynchus nerka (sockeye salmon) is the source of this 1112-nucleotide messenger RNA. RefSeq names its product putative nuclease HARBI1. Bases 11 to 760 code for a protein of 249 amino acids. The transcript is spliced from 4 exons. The record is from RefSeq and is a predicted model, not a curated record. NCBI's taxonomy places the organism in Eukaryota, Metazoa, Chordata, Actinopteri, Salmoniformes, Salmonidae.
ACUAGCCUAUAUGAAGGCCCAAAAUUGUGUGUUCCUUUCUGCUCUGACAAUGGCAUGCCCAUUCGUGCGAGAUGUGGUGGAUGAAGAAGCACUUGUGCUGAGGAGAGCCUUCAGGCGAGAAAGGGUCUUCAGGGACCGGUUGGACCCACUGGCCUUCCCUGAUGACCAUCUAUAUGAAAGAUACAGGUUUUCUGCAGAUGGCAUCAGGUAUCUAUGCAGACUACUGGGUCCCAGGAUUAAGCACCGCACUGCACAGAGCCAUGCACUGAGUGUGGAGCAAAUGGUUUGUGUGGCCUUGCGCUUUUUUGCUAGUGGAGCCUUCCUGUACUCAGUGGGGGAUGCAGAACAGCUGAACAAGGCCACAAUUUGCCGCACAAUAAGGAGUGUGUGUCUGGCUAUCAAAGCAUUAGCAGAUGUCUUCAUCUCCUUCCCUGGCCACAGAAGACUCUGUGACAUCAAAGAGGAGUUCUAUAGGAUUGCAGGUUUCCCCAAUGUCAUUGGUGCAGUGGACUGCACACACAUAAGGAUAAAAGCCCCCUCAGGUGCCCAUGAGGCCGAUUUUGUGAAUAGGAAAUCCUUUCACAGCAUUAAUGUUCAGAUGGUCUGCAAUGCUGACUGUGUGAUCAGCAAUGUUGUGGCAAAAUGGCCUGGCUCAGUCCAUGACUCCAGAAUCUUUCGGGCCUCUGAAAUCUAUCACAAGGUGAAUUCUCUGGUGUGUUGCUGGGAGACAGGGGGUAUGGCUGCCAGCCUUUUCUCCUGACACCUUUCACAGACCCCCAGGAAGCACAGCAGGCCUACAACCAUGCCCAUGCCAGGACCAGAGUUGAAAUGACCUUUGGCCUCCUGAAGGCACGCUUUCACUGCCUUCACAAAUUAAGGGUCAGCCCUGUUAGGGCAUGUGAUAUUACUGUGGCUUGUGCUGUCCUCCACAAUGUGGCCUGCCUGAGGAAGGAGAGGGCCCCCAGAGUGCCACCAGCCAUGGACUGGGACAAUCCGGCAAUCUUCCUGAUGACGACAGUGGUCGGCUGCUGAGGGACCAAUAUGUGUUGAAUUAUUUUAGUUAGUAUGUGUGCUUUCAAUUUUGGUUAAAUAUGUCCUGCGGUGGCAGAGGA